This is a messenger RNA of Sus scrofa (pig), 648 nucleotides long. It is a transcript of the gene SELENOT, whose product is annotated as selenoprotein T. Gene Ontology annotation, molecular function: thioredoxin-disulfide reductase (NADPH) activity. Gene Ontology annotation, cellular component: endoplasmic reticulum membrane. Gene Ontology annotation, biological process: cell redox homeostasis. The record is from RefSeq and is marked validated. Lineage: Eukaryota; Metazoa; Chordata; Mammalia; Artiodactyla; Suidae.
UGUGAGGGCGGCUGGAGUGGCUGGCACGUUUAUGAUGAGGCUUCUGCUACUUUUCCUGGUGGCGGCGUCGGCGGUGGUCCGGAGCGAUGCCUCGGCCAACAUGGGAGGCGUGCCUGGCAAGAGAUUAAAGAUGCAGUACGCCACGGGGCCGCUGCUCAAAUUCCAGAUAUGUGUUUCCUGAGGUUAUAGGCGGGUGUUUGAGGAGUACAUGCGGGUUAUUAGCCAGCGGUACCCAGACAUCCGCAUUGAAGGAGAGAAUUACCUCCCUCAACCGAUAUAUAGACAUAUAGCAUCUUUCCUGUCAGUCUUCAAGCUAGUAUUAAUAGGCUUAAUAAUCGUUGGCAAAGAUCCUUUUGCUUUUUUCGGCAUGCAAGCUCCUAGUAUCUGGCAAUGGGGCCAAGAAAAUAAGGUCUAUGCAUGUAUGAUGGUCUUCUUCUUGAGCAACAUGAUUGAGAACCAGUGUAUGUCAACAGGUGCAUUUGAGAUAACUUUGAAUGAUGUACCUGUGUGGUCUAAGCUGGAAUCCGGUCACCUUCCAUCCAUGCAACAGCUUGUUCAGAUUCUUGACAAUGAAAUGAAGCUCAAUGUGCAUAUGGAUUCAAUUCCACAUCAUCGAUCAUAGCCCCACCUAUCAGCACCGAAAACUCU